UGACAGAAAAGCACUUGCCGGGUGUUGAUUUAUGGACAAUAAAAUAUUCACACGACAAGCUUAGCUACCUGAUAUGCCAUACAGCAGCCACAGCAGUCUGACACAGAAUCAAUCAGAGAACACGUGGAUGGCUUGAGGACUCUCUGUACACUGGAAAGGAAGAGCGAGUAAGUGAGCUAGGGAGUGAAUAGUGGAGUCAGCGAGCGAGCACUCGUUGUCCCUCCUCGGGGACAGCAAAUUUCCACCAGCACAACCCAACAACUUCUGUUCAAAGACCCCGAGAGCCAGUGGCUGCUGUCUAUUUUCUCUCUUUCCUUCUCAUCGCGAUCUAUCCCACUGCACUUGGAGGGGCAAUAAAUAGCCACAGGUUCGCUGAGUGUGGAGCUGCUAUCUAAUCAAAGCUUAAUUCAACACUGCCGCAAAACAAUUUAUCCGACAAAGUACUUGGCGAUAGAAUACAACCUCAGGCACUCCCUCAAUCUCUCUCUCUCAAGCUCAACGAGGACGUGAAUAAGAGUGUGUGGCCUGGAGGGUCAGGUCUGCACCCAGAGGAGAGGGCGAGGCGUGGAGCAGCCAGAGAGGGUGUGAAGUGGGGUGGACGAGAGUGUCUCCUUGUCGUCCAUCUAGGGGGGAGCAGAGGCUUCUCCAGCCUGUCUGCAGCUCACCACACUAAAAUAACCCAACACCCACAAGAGGGAGGCUGUUGCCCAGCGGGUGUGAGGAUUGGACACACUUCAAGGGCAGAGGAGCCCACCGCCAGACUGAUAGAUUGGAGUGUAAGAGCACACUACAGGAGAGUGGACUGAGGGGAGUUUACUUGCCAAGCAAGAUCCCGUUUGCACCAUGCCUCUGAGAGACUCAGUCACCCUGCUGCUCUGGAGUUGCUGUGUACUAAUGGUCAUCCACCAAUGCGAGGCUCAAGCUCUAAACUGCACGUGUAAUGUGACCAAUAGUCGGUGUGACGAGAAUGCGGUGUGCAGGUGUGACCCGGGUUGGGAGGGGCAGCAGUGCGACGUCUGUGUGAAAAUGCCAGGCUGUGUCCAUGGAUCAUGUCAUCAACCCUGGCAAUGCACCUGCGAGCCUGGAUGGGCAGGGCGCUUCUGCGACAAAGAUAUCCAUGUUUGUACAAAUGAGGCACCUUGUCAGAACGGUGCCACUUGUUACGCCAACGUUUCAGGGGAAUACUCCUGCCUCUGCCCCGAGGGAUUUCACGGGAGGAACUGCGAGCACAAGACAGGACCCUGUCAUAAGACCGGCAAGUCUUCAUGUAAGAAUGGCGGGCAGUGUGAGGACAGUGGCGGUUAUGCUCCAGAGCUCUCCUGCCGCUGCCUGGCAGGCUUCACCGGGCCGCGUUGCGAGAACAACAUGGACGACUGCCUGAUGCGCCCCUGUGGUAACGGUGCCACCUGCCUGGAUGGCAUCAACCGCUUCUCCUGCCUCUGUCCCGUGGGCUUCACGGGCCGGUUCUGCACCGUCAACCUGGAUGACUGUGCCAGCCAACCUUGCCUUAAUGGAGGGCGCUGCCUGGACCGCGCCAGCACCUUCCACUGCCUCUGCAAGCCUGGGUUCACUGGCAGGACCUGCGAAGUGCCCUUAAGGAGCCCAGAGAGCCAAGCGCCCAUCAGCAGCUCCCAUGACUGGGCUGGGGGAGGUGGGGGCUGGGGAAGAGUAACUCAGGCCAGGCCAGAACAGGACAUCACGAGGGGGGACAAUAAUAGUGGAGACAGGCUGCUGAAGAUCUCUGUGAAGGAGGUUGUGACCCAGUGGGGGUCGUCUGGCCUGUCAGAGGUGCAGCUCAUCACCCUCCUGGUGCUGGGGGGCAUGACACUUGCUGUGGUGGUGCUCACAGCUGGCCUGGUGCUGAGGGGGCAUUGGCAGGACCGCUGUGCAAGCUGCCGGUGCGGCCUCACCCCCCGCCUGCACCCGCUGAAACACCGAGACCGCCAGCCGCCCCCGCAGAGCCACCUAGUCACAGUGGAGCAGGAGUGUAAGAUCAGCUUCCUGCACACGCCCACAGCCCCAGAACUGGAGAAGAAGAAACUGAACACUGAGGUGAUUUAGGUUAUGUUUACUACCUCCACAGCCCUGAACACAGGACACAGACUGCUCUCAGCAGAGGGAAAGCCAUGCUUUUAUCCCAGCCCUGCCUCCAUGACUGAUUUUCUUCAGUACUGACAGUCAAAAUACAGACAACAUACCGACCUAGGUAUCGAUACCUAAAGAGACGCAGGACCAAGAAGGGACCAGUUGGUAUGUUCAAGGGUAAAUGUUAGGAGUGGCAAACACAUUCUCCUAACAAAAGGAGCGUAGUCCUAAUAUGACGGAUUAUUUGUUGACCAGAGGGGUAAAGCGGAGGUACAUCAUGAGUAAUAUACUCAAGUUCUUUGGUUACUUGUCAUGGACAACCAAUGUGUAAUUUGUCCGUCCUCAAAAGCAGCUGAUGCGGUUUCUUGGCAUGAACUGCAUGUAAGACAGGCCUACUGACAGACAGCUUUGGAAUGCAAGCCGAGACAAUGCCCUUGUUAUGUCAACCUAAUUGGUGUACUGGUAUUUGUCACUGCUGUUCUCGUCACGAUAUUAGGCCAAAAUGUUAGACAUGAAUGAAUCUACCCAUAUUUUUCCAAAUGGGCUCUGACCUCGGAACAAGCUCUGCAGUGAGCAGAAUUCAGACAUCCAGACAAAUUAUUGCCUGAGUUCAUGUUGUUUUAACAGUGUACUUUUUAUACCACAGACUAAAGAGCUGCAACACCACAACACCUACUUAAUUUAAGUAACUGUCCAGUGUUUCCAGAUUUCUAUGGAAUAUGACCUAUAAUUAAUUACCAUAUGAUUAAAAUAGUUUUCCUUCUAAAAAAGUGUAAUAAUGUAUGUAAAAAAAAUCUGCUUUUCUGUGUUGGAAUGGUGUGUGCAUACCCCAUAGAUAGAGACAGAUAGAGGCACGGGAAUGGCCAUUUAGGGCUUUCAACAUUUGAAGGUAGUCAACAGGGUUGUACUUUCUAUGGGUGAAGGAAGGAUGACAUGAUUCCAUCCAGGUCAUCAGGAGGGAUCAGCCAAUGAAUUAAACUUGUGAGAAAACACUAGGUGGCCGUAUGUACCUUUUCGGUUUGUUUGUCAACUCAUAGAAGUAGAAGAAAACUGACUACUUCAAAAUAAAGAUAGCCUUAAUGGCGCUGCCUGUGCGCUCACAGACGCCAUCAUGGGACAUACACUGAGUGUACAAAACAUUAGGAAGCCCUGGUCUUUCCAUGACAGACUGACCAGGUGAAUCCAGGUGAAAGCUAUGGUCCCUUAUUGAUGUCACUUGUUAAAUUCACUUCAAUCAGUGUAGUUGAAGGGGAGGAGACAGGUUAAAGAAGGAUUUUUAAGCCUUGAGACAAUUGAGACAUGGAUUGUGUAUGUGUGCCAUUCAGAGUGUGAAUGGGCAUGACAAAAGAUUUAAGUGCCUUUGAACGGGGUAUGGUAAUAGGUGCCAGGCGCACCGGUUUGAGUGUGUCAAGAACUGCAACACUGUUGGGUUUUUCACGCUUAACAGUUUCCUGUGUGUAUUAAGAAUGAUCCUAAGGACCCAAAGGACAUCCAGACACCUUGUAGAGUACAUUCCCUGACAAAUUGAGGCUUUUCUGAGCAAAAAAGGGGGUGCAACUCAAUAUUAGGAAGAUGUUCCUAAUGUUUUGUACACUCAGUGUAUAUAAAGACGAUAUCUCGAUCUAUCACUGUGGAGUAACGCAACAACAGUGAUGUGAGUGUAUACCGGUCAUUACAAAUAUUCAUGUGUAGACCGCUGAUUGGCAAGCUCAUCCUUCUCUAUGAGGAAAUAGCAAGCAUUUUUUAAAUAUUCUGUUUGAGAUACACGUUUGAGGUGGGGACUUUGUGUUUUUUUUAUUUAUUUAUGCUUUGGCCACAUGAGUAUAGGAUGAGUCAACAACAUUAUUGGGGUAUUACUUAACAGAAUAUGAACUUUUAAGAGUGAGAUUUUCACUGGACAGUUACUUUAAAUUAUAAUUGUAUUAUUUAGUAAAAAGUAAUAUUCUGUCAACACUGAAAAUGAAUUCGUGACAUGUUUACUUCUGUAUGGUGUUUAAUAGCGAAUAACAAUAUGGAUUUGCUUAACAGUAUUUUGAAGCUGUACAUUUUAUUUAUUUUCUGUAAUUUAUUUGUAGAAUGUGGUCUAUUUACAAUGAGUCUUAUUUUUUAUACGGAAUUGUCUGCAAUAAAGUUGUGAACUGUU
Molecule: messenger RNA, 4228 nt
Organism: Salmo salar (Atlantic salmon)
Lineage: Eukaryota; Metazoa; Chordata; Actinopteri; Salmoniformes; Salmonidae
Gene: dlk2
Product: delta-like 2 homolog (Drosophila)
Biological process (GO): heterophilic cell-cell adhesion; establishment or maintenance of epithelial cell apical/basal polarity
Cellular component (GO): plasma membrane; protein-containing complex
Molecular function (GO): calcium ion binding
Source: RefSeq, a predicted model, not a curated record